This is a messenger RNA of Panicum hallii, 1031 nucleotides long. RefSeq lists its product as uncharacterized. Bases 256 to 525 code for a protein of 89 amino acids. The transcript is spliced from 2 exons. The record is from RefSeq and is a predicted model, not a curated record. NCBI's taxonomy places the organism in Eukaryota, Viridiplantae, Streptophyta, Magnoliopsida, Poales, Poaceae.
UGUCCCCCUCGUGGCCUCGUCGUCCCCUGGACGACUUUUCCCCCCGUCUCCCACCCCGCGGCGCGGCGGAAUCCAGUUCCAACCAAGCCCACCAAAUCGAGCCGAGCCCCCGGCGCCGCCGAAUCCCGCGGCCUCGGAGAUCCAGAAGGGUCUAGAAGCAGCGGGGGAGGCGCCGCCGGAAGCGGAGGAAAGCAGGCGCCGGUGGUGGCGAAGUCGUCGGCGUCGGGGGCGGCGGCGGCGGCUGGGGUGGCUGCGAUGAUAACCCGGUCGAAGCUGGUGGAGCAGCUCCGCGACUACCAGAUCCGAUCCCAGCACAAGCGUGACAUUAUCGGAGCAAUCUCAUGGGGCCUGCUGUGUUGCUUUCUGAUAAUAUCCUCGUACAUGACGCUAUACUUCAGGCACUUUUGGCUUAGUGCUGUUAUCAUCUCACUCGGCAUUCUCCUUCCUGCUGGCCUGUAUAUUUUGAGGCAGAGAAAGCUGGCUAAGAAGAGAGAGAGAAGACUGUUGUUGCCUCUCUCCAUGUAAUGUUGUUGGUAGAUUCCUUGUUUCUGCACUUGUUCUUGUCUUGAUAGAAUCCGCAUUCUUGGCUUGCGGCUUGCCUAGCACACAUCCAACAUUUUAUACGUCUCUGGCCCUUAAUACACGUCCUUAGUGUUUUCCAAAGUUCUACAAGAGAGACAUGAUUAUUUCACGACGUUCCGGUAGAUAUCCUCUAAUGCAUUGAGGGUAUGAUAGGUUGUGCCAUAUGCUAUAUUUUUCGUUUUCUUUUUCUUUUUGGUUUUGGUUUGAUGGAUAACUGCAGCCUGAAGAAAUAUCUCAACAUGUCAGGUUACACAGGGUAUCACCACACUUUUGUAUCUAGAUACUGUUUUGUUGUUCUGAUGGAACUUGUUAGCCUUGAUUUCCUUGUGGAUUUCUUAUGCUCACAGCCCAGUCAGUUGAUAUUUGUUUUGAGAAAGUUGUAUGUCGGAAGGCAGAGCAGAUAGGCACUGUAUACUUUCUUACCGCUGGAAUGGAUUUGUAGUUUUGUA